AAUAACAUUACAUUAGAUACGAAAAAAAAAAGUGCGGGGAAUGGACGUCUAUUGCGGGAAAUUGGGGAAUUCUUCAAACACCACCGACACCACACGCCCAAGGUAAUUUGAGCUGAUUGCAUUUUGUUCCACACAAAGAAGCCUCUGUUGGCUCGCUGUGUGAUUGUUGAGAACGGACGGUCGUGGGAUGAGUGUUUUUGACAAUGAAGACUCCAGUAUUCGCUAUCUUGCAGGCCCUUUUAGUUGUCAGUUUUACUGUUAAGUCUGGCUACGGGCAAAGACUGAGUCCUCCAGCUAUUAACAUUGCUCAAGGUAAGAAGAUCGAAGCAACUUCCACAUGUGGCGAGGACGUGAGCGAGUCCGAAUUGUUCUGCAAACUGGCGACGGUACCAGGAAAGCUUGGCAUUCUAGGUCUGUCCUGUGAUCAUUGUGACCCUAGUGUACCUUCCAGGGAUCACUCGAUAGACUAUGCUAUUGAUGGAACCGAAAGAUGGUGGCAAUCACCUCCUCUUUCCCGGGGACUUCAGUAUCAACGAGUGAACAUUACCAUCGAUUUAGGACAGGAGUAUCAAGUAGCCUACGUCAUCAUUAAAACUGGUAAUGCUCCCCGUCCUGGUACUUGGGCCUUGGAGAAGUCAGUUGAUGGUGGAAAAACAUUUACCCCAUGGCAGUAUUUUGCAACAGAUAACAGUGAUUGUUUAACAUACUUUGGACACUCAGCACUGCUCCAGUCAUUUAAAGAUGAUACGACAGUGACUUGCACAACAAGUUACUCUCAGGUUCCACCUUUCGAGAAUGGCGAGAUCCAUAUUUCUUUAGUUAAUGGAAGACCAGGAGCAUCAAACUUUUCUUACAGUCAAGCAUUGCAGGAAUGGACUCGUGCAAGACACAUUAGGCUGAGGUUGUUGAAAGUGAAGACAUUAUUAGCUGAUUUAUUACCACUGGCAAGACAAGAUCCUUCUGUUACAAGACGGUAUUUCUACUCUAUCAAGGAUAUUUCUGUUGGAGGGAUAUGCAUGUGUAAUGGUCAUGCAGAUGCCUGUGUUCAACGGCCAGGUGAAUCGCAGUUUAGAUGUAGUUGCAAGCAUAAGACAUGUGGUGUCAAGUGUGAAGUAUGCUGCCCAGGCUUUGUUCAGAAGGAAUGGAAACCAGCCACAGCUGAAAGUAGCAAUGAAUGUGAACCCUGUAACUGCCACAACCAUGCAACAGACUGCCAUUACAGUGAGCGCAUUGCUCAGGAGAAAAAAAGUUUGGACAUAAAUGGAAAUUAUGAGGGAGGCGGAGUGUGUGAUAAUUGCAAGGACAAUACUGAUGGUAUCAACUGCGAGAAAUGUAAAUCAGGCUUCUAUCGUCCUGCUGGAGUACCCAAGACAUCUCGUGAUGCCUGUCAAGCUUGUUCAUGUGACAGAAGAUUUUCCUCUGGCAAUUGUUUUGAUGGCAAUGGACAGUGUGAGUGUCUGAAGAGCUAUGCUGGACCUAAUUGUGAUCAGUGUAAUGAGGGAUUUUAUGGAUUUCCUAACUGUAAACCUUGUGACUGUCAUCCCUUGGGUACAAGUGGGCGUGUGUGUGGACCAACUGGUGACCAGUGUCCAUGUAAACCCAAUUACACCGGUGCCAAGUGUGAUCAGUGUGCCCCAGGAUAUUAUGGUUUUCCAAACUGCAGAAGGUGCAACUGUGACAAAGUAGGCUCACUAUCAACAGAUUGUAACAUUUCAUCAGGGCAGUGCAACUGCCGUCAAAUGUACACUGCAAGGCAGUGUAAUCAGUGCAGUAAAGGAUUCUAUAGCUUUCCUGAAUGCAAAGUUUGUAACUGUGAUGCAGAGGGUACAGCACGAGAUAUCUGUGAUCCAAAUACUGGCAUGUGCAUUUGUAUGGAGAACUUUGCAGGUCCUCGCUGUGAUGAUUGUAAUGAUGGAUAUCAUAGCUUUCCAGUGUGUUCAGGUUGUGGAUGUUCUGCGCAAGGUUCAACCUCUCCUAAGUGUAACCAGUAUGGUGUGUGUGUGUGCCAAGAGAACUAUGAUGGUAAACGGUGUGACCGGUGCAGAUUGGGCUACUACAGCUAUCCAAGAUGUGUCAAAUGUUCUUGUGACCCUAGGGGUUCAGUUCAUGAGUUCUGUGAUCCAAACACAGGGCAGUGUAACUGCAAAGGAAGUUUCCGUGGUCUUAACUGUAAUCGUUGUCGUAGUGGAUAUUAUGGGUUUCCUGAUUGUCAAGCUUGUAAGUGCAAUCCUGCUGGGAUUAAGCCACUUCCAGAUGGACAGCUGGUUGACUGUUCCUUAUCAAAUGAGGGCCAAUGUAAUUGUAAGGAUAAUGUUCAAGGUCUUGCCUGCACAGAGUGCAAAGAUGGCUACUUCUUUCUUCAAAGAAGUAAUCCUUUAGGCUGCAACAGCUGUGAGUGUAACAUGGAUGGUGUGAUUGGUGGUCUCCGCACGUGUGACAAGUUUACAGGACAGUGUCCUUGUAAGCUGUAUGUUGCUGGUAGAAAGUGCACCUCAUGUAAAGCUGGAUUCUAUGGUCUGGAAGGCAGUAAGGUGUUUGGUUGCACAGGGUGUGACUGUGAUGUGGGGGGAGCUUAUGACCAAUUCUGCGACAGCACUUCAGGCCUAUGCAGCUGUCGAGCAAACAUUGUGGGUAGAGACUGUAGCAGGCCUGCCCCUCGCCAUUACUACCCCACAUUAUUACACAUUAUGGCAGAGCUGGAAGAUGCUACAGCAGUCCCUACUAAACAAGGGUCUGUCCCAGGUCAGGAUGUGCUAUCACCUGAUGUUUCAUCAGAAAGCGAUGGUUCUCCGGUCAGAUUUGGCUUUGAUGAAAAUGUGUUUCCUGGUUAUUCGUGGAGAGGAUAUGCAACAAUGUCAGAUCUUCAGAAAGCAUUAAAAGUUACCCUGGAUAUUCCAAAGACGACUCGUUACCACCUCAUAUUCCAUUCUAUCACAAAUGAGAGUUUGCCAGUGACAGGCAAGGUUAUGCUCACUCCUAAAGGAGGUGUAGGAAGCAAACAGAGCAGUCCAGUCACCUUUCCAGUGAAACAGAGCGGCUUAACAAAUGUCGAUGUGUAUCACACAGUUGGGGACAAGGAUAUGGCGACACAGUUUAUGCUGACUAAAGGACAGUGGGAUCUGAUGUUAGUUCUACCUCCAGCAAGUGUUCUCUUGGAUUAUGUAGCUGCUUUACCACAAGAAUACUAUGAAGCAUAUCAACUUGAGGAUAAAGUCACCAAACCCUGUCAAGUCAAUGGUAUCAAUACUUUAUGUAACCAGUUUUCCUAUCUGAGCACAAAGAAACCUGGAUUGUUUACAACAGAACUGGAAACAGGAUAUAUUAUCAGGAAUAGUGGCCUUAAGCCAACACAGUUGUUUGAAGAUGAAGCAGUGUUACAACAGUUGGAUUUCAGUGCUAUGGCUUUGUUAGAUGACAGACAGAAGCGUAUUACAGCAGAUUUUAAUAUCCCCAAGAGUGGUAAAUAUGUCAUUGUUAUCCAGUAUUACCAUCCUUCUGAUAACACAGCGAAAAUGAAUGUGUACUUGAGGUAUCCACAAGGGACACAGAUAGGAGAGUUCAACCUUCAAAGCUGUAACUACAGAUUUGGCUGCCGUCAGGUGGCUGUUGAUAAUACUGGUGUGGUGAAAGUGUUUGAUGUAUCAGAGUUACGGCGAAUGGUAGUUACUCUGCUGGCAAGGGAUUCAUCUUCUCCUAUUGCUGUGGACUCCAUCACUGCCAUUCCACUGGAUAUGUGGAAAUUGGAUUUCAUUGCACCAAGCAUUCUCUGUACAACCCAGGGUAGUGAGUGUAUUCCCACAACAUAUCCUGUUCCCAAAGGAGCUGUUAAGAUUGAAGCUGAUGGUCGUGAUCCUAAUCAACCACAGCCACCAAAUAAACAAGAUCCAGCAGUAAAAUUGCAGUAUCUGGAGGGACCUAAAAUCCAUCUCCUGGUGGGCCUUGUCCCUCGACCUGGUCAGUAUGCAGCCAUUGUUCAUUAUUAUCAGCCAAACCAUGCUUCGUUUGAAUCACAAGUGUCUGUUACAAGUGACCGCGCACUAGAUGGUUCCAUGAAAUUCCAUUACUGUCCUCAUGCAUCAGGCUGUCGAUCGGUCAUCAGGAACUUGAAUGCAUCACCUUUCUUUAACAUUGGACGCAAUUCUGUUGCACUGGAAUUCACUAUUCCUGAGAACUCAUCGACCUGGAUUGAUUAUGUCUUACUUGUACCUCAAGAUUUAUUUACUGAGGAGCUGCAAGAAGAUUCCCCAGUACCCUUGACUCAAGAAUUUCUUGACUCAUGCAGUAAGGAUUAUUUCUUCAUCAAGUCCUCGGAUCCAAAGUUUUGUAAAGAUUCUGUGUUCUCACUCACUACAAGUUUUAACAAUGGAAGUUUUGCCUGUGACUGUAAUCCCAAGGGAACUUUGAACAGUGAUGGUAACUGUGAACAGUUUGGAGGACAGUGCUCUUGUCGGCAGAAUGUGAUUGGCAGAACCUGUAGCAGGUGCAAGACAGGGUAUUAUGGCUUCCCUAACUGCAGAAAAUGCCGCUGUGUUUUUUGUAAUGAGUUUAAUGGAGCUUGUGACUGUCCACCCAACACAGUUGGUCCCAACUGUGAAUUUUGUCUGCAAGGGACGUGUUGCUAUGACCAAAUCCUUGGGUGUCAGGACUGUGGCUGUGAGAGAUUUGGUGUGAAGGGUGGUGACAUAGCAUGCAAUCCUAACACAGGACAAUGUAAUUGUAAACUGUCUCAUACUGGAAAGAAGUGCAACAAGUGUGCUACAGGUUAUUAUGACUAUCCCUUGUGCCAGAAAUGUGAUUCAUGUGAUACUAGAGGUGUUGAUAGCAGGAUAUGUGAUAGUAAUGAUGGAACUUGCUUUUGUAAGCCUGGUGUCACUGGACCACGCUGCGAUCAAUGUGCAGCUGGACGCUUCAAUCUAGAUGCCAACAACCCAGAUGGCUGUUCUGAGUGUUGGUGUAAUGGUCUGUCAGACUCUUGUAACAGUGGUAAUAAGUACUGGUCCAAUGUGGUCAUAAUGGACAACUGGCAGUUAGAGAACAGUCCAGCAAUUGUGGUCAAGAUCGGGGAAACUAAUCUUUAUGCCUCUGUGAGCAGCCAAAGGAAGAAGAAAGGCAAGCCAAUAUACUGGUUAGCACCUAAGGAAUACUUGGGAGAAAAGACUUCAUCUUACGGAGGCAAACUGUCUUAUACAAUCCGUUAUGAAGUACCACAAGGAGAAAGUUCACCAGUGUUGACAACUAAACCUGAUGUUGUGAUAGAGGGUAAAAAUGGUAAAGUACUGCAAAACAAAAGACAGCUGCAACUCUUGCCAGGGAAAACAUCAGCCAUUGACGUGCAAUUUCUUGAGUACCUGUGGGAAGAUUCCAGUGGGGCAAAUGUCAGCAGGGAUGACUUCAUGUCAGUUCUUCAUGACAUAGAAUCUCUUAAACUGAGGGCAUCUUACAGCACUGUUGUUGCAGAAGUGACAAUUAACGACGUUUCAAUGGAUGUUGCUGUUGACGGGCCUCUUGUGGGAGCAGUGAGAGCAAGGAGUGUUGAAAUAUGUGACUGUCCAGAAAGAGCUACUGGUGUAUCAUGCGAGCUGUGUGGAAAGGGUUAUACAAGAGCUCCUGAUAAUACCACAUGUAUUCCUUGUAACUGUUUUGGACACUCUGAUGACUGUGAUGGAGAAACAGGAGAAUGCUACAAUUGUCUUCAUAACACUACAGGCCUGAACUGUGAGGUGUGUGAACCUGGUUACUAUGGUGAUGCCACAACAGGAUCGCCACUAGACUGUGGUAUAUGUGAAUGUCCUUUGGGAAUCAUGUCAAACACCUUUGCUACAGGAUGUGCCCUUAAUUCUUUCAAUGAUCUCUUGUGCACCUGUAAAGAAGGUUAUUCUGGACAGAGUUGUGAGUCCUGUGCUGAUGGUUUCUAUGGGAAUCCCUCUCUACCUGGUGACUUCUGCAAGCGUUGUGUGUGUAGUGGCAAUAUUGAUCCAGGUGUUAAUGGGAGCUGUGACACUCAGACAGGACAGUGUCUUAAAUGUAUCAAUGCUGCAACAGGAGACCAAUGUGACCGUUGUUUGAAUGGCUACUUUGGUGAUGCAGUUGUUGCCAAGAACUGUGCAAGAUGUGCCUGCAGUGAUUGUGGCACGGUGACUGCAGUAUGUAACCACACCACUGGACUUUGCAAGUGUAAGCCCAAUGUUAUUGGAGACAGCUGUGACAGUUGUAAGCCAAAUACCUGGAACUUUGACAGCUGUCUUGGAUGUGAAGAUUGUGAAUGUGCACCUGCAUCACUGUCCUCGUCAUGUGAUGGAAAAACAGGUCAGUGCGAGUGUCCAGAGGGUGUAACUGGAAGGAGAUGCGACAGAUGUAAAGCAGGCUACUUUGAUUACUCAGCUGGUGGUUGUCAAGCUUGCAACUGUGGAAAGGGCGAAGAAAAUCUAUUUGGUUUCUGUGACAUUAAUACUGGACAGUGCUGUAAACCAGGAGGAAACUGCACCAUCUGCCCUGAAAACUAUAUUCUGACGGAUGAGGGUUGUGAAUACUGUGGCGAGUGUGUGGGACGCUUAUUGAAUACAUCCACUGAGCUAGAUCACAACCUUACACAGGCUCUCAAGUCUUUAGAACAAGGGACUGCAGGGAUCAUUGCAGAAAGUCGAUUUUCAGAUAUAAAUGAAACUCUACAAAGGUUAAUUCCACCCACCAAUGAAUACAAUUCAACCAUGGAAGAAUUGUCGCUGUUUGUUGGUAUAUCCAUUGUAGAUGGUGAGGAAAUUUUAUGCAUUCAGGUUACUUUCAAUAAUGAAAAAAACUCUGUGCUCAAGCACUAACAACCCCGGAAUUCCCCUAAGUGCAACUCAUCCAAUCUGAGCAUUUUUUAAAGAGAAAUCUAGAUAAGGUGCUUAAAAAUAAAAUGCAAGUAUGCAGAAAUUCUAGCGUGAUAUCCAGUCCUUCAUAUUUUAGCUGUGGAAAUUACAUCGGUCCAAAUCCAAACCCUCAAGCAAAAAUUUCCAAUGUUGCCCUAUUUGUUAAGAAAAGAAAAUGAUUACCAGCAUUUUAACCUAUAACAUGCACUGUGAUUCCAUAGCUAAGUACUUGCCUUAAGGCGUAAUGCAACUUGGUUUCUAUAUCGCAUUUGAUUAUAUAUCCACUAACGUUCUAUCAUGAAUGCCGUGCGCUGAUUGGCUACGCUACUCACUAUCUAUUCUGUUGCAGAUAGUGAGUAUCAUUAAACCUAGCAGUGUGCGCUUGUUAACGAACUGGCAGCCGCUUCUUU
Molecule: messenger RNA, 7261 nt
Organism: Orbicella faveolata
Lineage: Eukaryota; Metazoa; Cnidaria; Anthozoa; Scleractinia; Merulinidae
Product: laminin subunit alpha-like
Biological process (GO): tissue development; animal organ morphogenesis
Source: RefSeq, a predicted model, not a curated record